Cricetulus griseus (Chinese hamster) is the source of this 505-nucleotide messenger RNA. The record is from RefSeq and is a predicted model, not a curated record. NCBI's taxonomy places the organism in Eukaryota, Metazoa, Chordata, Mammalia, Rodentia, Cricetidae.
AUGGUGCACCUGACUGAUGCUGAGAAGGGUCUUGUCACUGGCCUGUGGGCAAAGGUGAACGCUGAUGCAGUCGGCGCCGAGGCCCUGGGCAGGAUGAUGGUUGUCUACCCUUGGACCCAGAGGUUCUUUGGACACUUUGGAGACCUAUCCUCUGCCAGUGCUAUCAUGAAUAACGCCCAGGUGAAGGCCCAUGGCAAGAAGGUGAUCCAUGCCUUCGCAGAUGGCCUGAAACACCUGGACAACCUGAAGGGCACCUUUUCCAGCCUGAGUGAGCUCCACUGUGACAAGCUGCAUGUGGAUCCUGAGAACUUCAGGCUCCUGGGCAAUGUGAUCGUGGUUGUGCUGUCCCAUGACCUGGGCAAGGAAUUCACCCCCGCUGCACAGGCUGCCUUUCAGAAGGUGGUGUCUGGUGUGGCCACUGCCCUGGGUCACAAGUACCACUAAAGCCCCCUUUCCUGCCCUUUGUCUGUGCUCAAAGGUUACUUGUUCCCUAGAGAACCACUGU